CGCCUAACGAGCACCGCCGCCGACCAAGCAGACCGGGGCUGGACCGCGACGUUACCAACCACAACACGGGAGCCGCGCCGAGCCCACCUGUGAUUGGUUACCGUAGGGGCUGGGGGGGAAAUCCCUCUUUCCCGUAGAGGUACUAGGGAGGGGGCGGUGCAUAACAAAAAGUAAUGGCCAUCUAUUUGGGUCCUGAAGAAGGAGGAAUAGCCUGUUUCUUGUCGGACUACCGAAGGUGUGUUUGACUUUUCUCCAUGUUAGCGCGUACGUGUAGCCGUUAGUGACACCGGGCGGCGUUUCGACCGUGUCGCCGCCGUCGUAUUUCGGUUGCCCUGCGGUAGCAGAACGGUUAAUAAGCUGGCUGAACUUGGCGCCGCGUUUUAGGGUUAAAGCAGUCAGCUAGCCACGCUAACGCUAGCUACUACCACCAACCAACCAACCGCCGCUGCUGCCGUGCGAGCCAGCGUCUGGAAGGGCGGACGAGUUUGACGUUUUCUCCCCCCCCUCCUCAGAAGUCUCCUCACAUUUCUUGAGUUUUCUGGUCUCUGCGCGGUCGUCUCUCCUUCCGAGCUAAACCUACCAGAGUCAACAUGGAGGAGACACUUUGCGAGAGCAUGAAGACGACGGCGACUGACGACGACUAAAGAGGAUUAAAAGCAACUCGGUCUUGAUGGGGGAAAGUUGAGGUGAGGAUUAACAACUUGGGAUAAACUGAAGAAAGGUUUCAAGUCUCACCUAUUGUGCAAGGGCAUGCUAAAACCACAGUGAUGGAGCCUACAGUUGUCAGUACGUCCACUUUGGCCCCUGAUGAGUUUGAUAGGAAUGUGCCACGGAUCUGCGGUGUGUGUGGUGAUAAAGCCACUGGCUUCCACUUCAACGCCAUGACCUGUGAAGGCUGCAAGGGCUUUUUCAGGCGCAGUAUGAAGCGCAAGGCCACCUUUACUUGCCCCUUUAAUGGCAGUUGCACCAUCACGAAGGACAACAGGCGCCACUGCCAGGCAUGCCGGCUCAAACGCUGUGUGGACAUUGGCAUGAUGAAAGAGUUCAUUCUGACAGACGAGGAAGUGCAGAGGAAGAAAGACCUUAUUCAGCGGCGGAAGGAUGAGGAGGCACAGCGAGAAGCAGAGAGGGAAGCGCGGCGGCCCCGACUCACUGAUGAACAGAGUCAGGUCAUCGCCACACUGGUGGAGGCGCAUCACAAAACAUAUGACGACUCUUACUCUGAUUUCUGCCGUUUCAGGCCUCCUGUGCGUGAGGGCCCAGUGACACGAAGUGCCAGCAGAGCUGCCUCUCUCCACUCUCUGUCUGAUGCCUCCUCUGACUCCUUCAGUCACUCUCCAGAGUCAGUAGACACGAAAAUGAACUUCAACAACCUGCUGAUGAUGUACCAGGAGCAGGGCAGCAGCCCCGACUCCAGUGAAGAGGAGGGCUCCAGCUUCUCCAUGCUGCCCCACCUGGCUGACCUGGUCUCCUAUAGUAUCCAGAAGGUCAUUGGCUUUGCUAAGAUGAUACCUGGGUUCAGAGAGUUGACUGCAGAGGACCAGAUUGCUCUGCUCAAGUCCAGUGCCAUUGAGGUGAUCAUGCUGCGCUCAAAUCAGAGCUUCAACCUGGAAGACAUGUCCUGGAGCUGUGGUGGGCCUGACUUUAAAUACCAGAUCAGUGAUGUCACCAAAGCGGGCCACACUCUGGAGCUGCUGGAGCCACUGGUAAAGUUCCAGGUGGGCCUGAAGAAGCUCAACCUGCACGAGGAGGAACAUGUGCUGCUCAUGGCCAUCUGUUUGCUUUCUCCAGACCGCCCAGGUGUGCAGGAUCACGCACGGAUCGAAGCCCUUCAAGACCGGCUGUCAGAGACCCUGCAGGCCUACAUCCAGCUUCACCACCCAGGAGGACGGCUGCUGUACGCCAAGAUGAUCCAGAAGCUGGCGGACCUGCGCAGCCUCAAUGAGGAGCACUCCAAACAGUACCGCUCACUGUCCUUCCAGCCGGAGCACAGCAUGCAGCUCACCCCGCUGGUGUUGGAGGUGUUCGGCAGCGAAGUCUCCUAGAAGCCACCUCCGAGCCCCAGUGGUGGAGAGGAAGCCGGAGAUGAGACCCCGGAGGCGGAAAAUGGAGGAAGGGAGCUGAGGAUGUGGUGAAUGAACUAAAUGCAGGUGUGGAGUAUGAAACAAGUGAAGAGAGAAAGAAGUGUGUGUGUGCGUGCAUGUGUUUAUCUGUGUGUGGCUUCAUCUAUGUGUCACAUCUAAAGAAGUCUAUCUUGGUGUAAAGGCCAAGGUUGUAUGGGGAGCAAGCAGAUGUUAAGAGACACAGUAAACAAGGGAAAUUCAUAGAGUACAAAUUGAACUAUACAUACAACUUCUGCCUAUAUACAGUGUUUUUGUCUGUAUUUAAAUCAACAAACAGCUGCUUCAAAUGCCUGGACAUUUUAUGUGUGUACAUGUUGUGCACACACCAACACAACAAACAUACUCAGUUAUUCAUUUAGCCAUUCAGUUGAGCUACCUCUUGGUUUUACUGGGGUUGUUUUAUAUUUACAUCACCUAUGUGAAACAGUAACUUUUACAAAGAACAGUUUAGAUACAGUACAGACUACAUUUCAGUUUACCGGUGCAAAAGCAGUGCCUGCACAUCAUUUUGAAUUUUUGAUGAUUCAUGUACUUUGUUUAUUUUGUUUUUAAUCUACUUCUCUCCAAGGCAGCAUUUGUAUAUGACUGUGUAUACAAUUGAAACACAUGCCUUUCACCUUUCACCAAAGGUAUGGUCAAGUACUUUCUGAAAAAGCUUCCAGUACCUAAAAAUAACCUUGCUGCUCCAUGGCUCGCUUCACCCAUGCAGCCACUCGGCAAGUUUUCUGACUAGCCUCACAACCUAUGAAGGAAAAUAUCAUUAUGUAGGUUUAUACUGCAGAGUACAGAGCAUAGUCUGUAAUUUAGUGAGGUUUUCAUAGGACUUUAGGGUGCCUGGUUUGAGGUGAGAAUUAGCCACUAAAUGUGUUAGCUACUUUUACACUGCUAACUGUCAAUCAAACCAAGCCAGCACUGUGGUUUGUUACUCUCUUUUGAAAUUGUUUUUCAUUACUCUUCUCUUUUGUUUAAUUGUUUAUUUUCAUGUAAAUAGUUAAAUGCUAUCACAUGUAUCCUAAGCACUGUUAUACCACCUUUUACUUAAGCCUAUGUAUUGAUAUACAGUAUCUAUAUUAUCACAGAUUUUUAAAGGGCUAAAAUGCCAAAUCUAACUGGAAUAGUCAUUCGAGGCCAAAGCAAGGGGCCUGUCUUCUUAAUAUAUAGCUGCAUACCAUACUUGGAAUUGGCAUAGAUAUGGACAUAAUUGCAAUAGAUGCUUUUUGUUUUAUACGUCACUACACUUUUAAAACAAUUCCAUGAAUUGUUCCUCUUCAGUAUACGGUGAGCUCGGUGGGCGGAGAGCUUGGGAAGCUGCUUCAGACCUCCACAGAUAUCACACCCCUUUCGUUUCUGACUGGGAAGUGGAUUUUCUAGAAUGUCUGAGGGCCUGGAUGUGGUGGCAGCGAUGCCCCACGCCUCCACACCCUGGCCCUCCUGUUUGAUGAUGUAUGCUGCGCAGCCCUCUAGUGGCUGCAUCAUGUAAAUACCAGGUAUA
Molecule: messenger RNA, 3615 nt
Organism: Amphiprion ocellaris (clown anemonefish)
Lineage: Eukaryota; Metazoa; Chordata; Actinopteri; Pomacentridae
Product: vitamin D3 receptor B
Exons: 10
Coding region: 768-2045 (425 amino acids)
Biological process (GO): negative regulation of transcription by RNA polymerase II; positive regulation of transcription by RNA polymerase II; cell differentiation
Cellular component (GO): nucleus
Molecular function (GO): zinc ion binding; nuclear receptor activity; vitamin D response element binding
Source: RefSeq, a predicted model, not a curated record